Messenger RNA from Stegodyphus dumicola, 3092 nucleotides. Its product is annotated as metaxin-2-like. Lineage: Eukaryota; Metazoa; Arthropoda; Arachnida; Araneae; Eresidae. The record is from RefSeq and is a predicted model, not a curated record. Gene Ontology annotation, biological process: mitochondrion organization. Gene Ontology annotation, cellular component: SAM complex; cytoplasm.
UUCUGCAGGAGUGGGAUCGACUGCUUCUUGUCCAGUAUGCAAUCACUGCAUGACCUGUCUGGCUGUGAGAGGGGAUGCUUAGACUCAUUUUCAGCUCAAUAUCACAGCAUGGAUUUUAGACAUCCCUGCACUAUGACCUUUGCUGGGGUUGAACCUUGGCCUGAAGAUGUUAAACUAUAUCAACCUUUUGAAGUUGAACAAAUUCUUUUACCAGAUAAUGCAGCCUGUUUAAGUGUAAAAGCCUUUUUAAGAAUGUGUAAACUGAACUUCCAAAUUGAAAUGCGAACUAAUGCUGAGAGCAUGUCUCCUUCUGGCAGUGUUCCAUUUAUUAGAUGUGGGACAUUUGUAGUUGCUGAUGUUGAGCCUAUUAUUAAUUUUGUACAUUCAAAGGGCAUUAAUCUAAGUGCACAUCUUGAUCAUGCUGGAAUAGCAGAUAUGAAAGCUUAUAUUUCUCUUGUAAAUAUUGUCUUGCGUAAUGCUGAACUUUAUAUAUCUUGGUGUGAUAAGCCAACUUUAAAUGAAGUAACUAAACCUCGAUAUGGUUCAUCUCUUCCAUGGCCUGUUAAUCAUAUUCUUUGCUGGCAAACAAAGUAUGAAGUUAAAAAGAAAUUAAAAACAGCUGAUUGGCAAUCAAAGUCAUUAGAAGAGGUAUAUGAAGAAGUGAACAAUUGCUGUCAUGCAUUAUCAGAAAAACUUGGAUCUCAGAAAUUCUUUUUUGGAGACACGCCAACUGAGUUAGAUGCUGUUGUUUUUGGUCAUCUAUUUGCAAUUCUGACAACUCCUUUACCAGACAAUCGUUUGUGUUCUAUUUUACGAGAGUAUCAGAAUCUUGUAAAUUUGUGUCAUCAUAUUGAUGUACAGUAUUUCCAGAAACAUGCUGAUGAAGAUGAUGAUAUAGAAAAUAUAGAAAUGGAAACUUUCACCCUUAUUAUGCAGAAGACAAAAAGACCCAUUGUAACUUAAUUUGUGGUUACAAUGUCCACAGAAUAGUUGCCAGCAGUAAUGUUAUGCCUCCAGUUUUGUCUGAGUUAAUGAAAAUAAAAUUUACAUUAUGAAGUAUUAUGCUGAUUGAGAAAAACAAUUGUCUUCUAUAAAUGGUCUUUGAACACUCUACCUAGAGUUUGCAACCCUAUUUUUUCACAAAAUUUAUUCAAAAAAUCAUUUCAAAAAUUUUUCACAAAAGUUAAAAUUUGAAAUUUUUUAAUACUACAUUGAGAGCAAAAUUAAAUGUAUAAAAUAAUUAAAUAUUUUUGUUUUUGUUUUUACCUAAAAUAGUAUGAAAUAAUCACUUUUUAUAUGAACACUUUUUAAAAGUGUUUACACAUAAAGUGUUUGUAUUCAAUGAAAACAAAGUAGCAUAUUUUCAUUAUUUGAAAAUGUGGCUACUUUGUGUAAAGUAGAAUAUUUUCACUGCUUUUUUAAUCUUUUAUUUUCUUAUUGAGUUUUCUGAAUCCAUGAAGUAAUUGUUCUUUUAAGACCACUGUCUUGUACCAUUAUAAAAUAAUAUAAUAAAAAAUAGAUGACUGAGAUUCUUUUCAUCACUUGGAAAGGAAUUCCAGAGUGAAGUGAUUAGGGCUGGGGAGGAUUUAUGCUAAAUCAUUUCCUGCUAUUUCUUUAGAAAUGAUUCUUGGAAAUGUUCAGUUUUGAAAUUCUAGCAGAUAUUGUCUAAAAAAAAGAUUAUGUGUUUAAUUGUACUUUGUUUGCGUGUUUGAUCCUAAUAUAGCACAAUUUUUUAUUCCUGUGAAGGAAAUAGCAACUGAAAAGGAACUAACUUGAAGAAAAUUUCUCUAUUAUUAGUAAAAAAAUAGUAUUACCCAUUUAGUCAUCCAUACUUGUUAUUUCAUUCAGAUAUUGAAAGGAGAGACAAAUUUUUAUUUUAUUUUUCUAAACCUCAUGGUAUACUUCUUUAUAAUAUCUUUAUUUUAUAAUAAAGCAGUUUUGCUUAUCAUAGAACAAUCGUAAUGUUUCAAUAAUAUAAAAAAAGAGUACAUGAUAAGUGUGUUCAUUCCAAUAUAUUAAGCAUUUAAAAAUAUCGAACAAUGAUAUAUGAAGUUCUUUAUGUUGUGUAUUUUAGAAUAGGAUUUGUGAUUUGUAGUUCAAUUUUGUUGUAUUAGAUAAAGGUGCUCAGUUUAUAUAUGUAAAGUGAAUUGAAUAAAUAUCUUUUAAUAUACAUGCAAUGUCUAUCUUUUAAUGUUCUUAUCUUUUAAUAUACUAUAAUUGCUCUUGUAUUUUCUCCCAUUUCCUUCUAAUUUUACUGCCUGAAAUUUCCUGAAAUUUUACUGCCUGAAAAUUGCCUGAAAUUUUACUGCCAUUUCCUUCUAAUUUUACUCCCAUUUCCUUCUAAUUUUACUGACAGAAGGGGAAAACUAGGCACCAUAUAUUAUUUCUCUAGAUAUGCUUUAAUUGAUAAAUGUAGAACUUAGAUAGAACUUCAUAAAUAUAGGAAAAACAAACACAUAAGAUGCACUAAUAUUAUUAAAUUAUGCAUUUCAAAGGACUUAUCAAUUUCAGUAAUAUUCUUUUCACAUACACUGAAUAAUUUCCUGUUUUGUGCAUAUACUUUGCAUUGGUAACAUGAAUUAGAAAUUUCCUAAUCCGCUGAAAAAACACGAGUAAAAAAUAUGUGAGUAAAUAUGAUAUAUAUAUAUAUAUAUAUAUAUAUAAGAUAAAAAUAUGUAAAGCUAACUUCUGAUUUUAAUUGGCAACAUCACCUUUUAUCCUUCAUAUAAAUUUGGGUAUUUCUACUUUCUGCCCUAAAAAUAGUAACUAUUUAUAACAUAUCAAUCUAAACUGUGUCAUUUCAAAUUAAUCCACAUCAUGUUCUUACAUAUAACACUGCAAUGCAGUUACGUUUUAGCCAGCCAUGAAUAAGAUUUCAGUUGAAACCGAAACCUUUUUUAACUCUCUCAUAUGCUUCUUCAUAAUGCAUUUCAUUUUCACGCUUGCUUUUGUCUAGCAUCCAGUUUAUUAAGAUGUGCUAAGCUUUCAAAAAUGUGGUGUGCAUAUAUAUUGCACCCAUAAUAAUGUGUGAAUCAGAAUAUGCGUUCCAAGAAUUAUUUUACUCAAAAAUAAAAUGUUGUUAUCUACAGCUA